This is a messenger RNA of Syzygium oleosum, 1542 nucleotides long. Its product is annotated as GDSL esterase/lipase At5g45910-like. Bases 195 to 1307 code for a protein of 370 amino acids. Gene Ontology annotation, molecular function: hydrolase activity, acting on ester bonds. The record is from RefSeq and is a predicted model, not a curated record. The transcript has 5 exons. NCBI's taxonomy places the organism in Eukaryota, Viridiplantae, Streptophyta, Magnoliopsida, Myrtales, Myrtaceae.
UAGAGCAAGCAAUAUUAUCUUUAAACUGUCCUCCAUUGAACCACUCAAUCUCUCCUUCUUUUCUAACACAAUUUGUUGAACCCUUGAGGUUGCAAGUAGCAUCAUAUUAAAGCUAGAGCCAGAGCAAGAUCUUCUUCAACAUUUGAACAUUCAUAUUGCACUUCAUCAUUCCUCCACAUACCUGAAAAUUUGCCAUGAUGAUUAAAGUAAUGUCCCUCUUGCUUUUUUGGUGCUUCACAUCGCAGACGGUAUCACUAAUAAUCCCUCGUCGCUAUGAGUCGAUUAUCAACUUUGGUAACUCGAUAAGUGACACCGGGAACUACCUUCUCAUGGGUGCGCCUGCAUAUCCAGCUGUGGGGAAGCUCCCUUAUGGUGAGACCUUCUUUAAGCAUCCGACUGGUCGUUUCUCCGACGGACGUCUAAUAGUUGAUUUCAUAGCAGAGGCAUUCGACCUACCAUCAUAUCUACCGCCAUAUCUAGGAGUGGCAAAUGGCUCUCAUGUCCGUAACAAUGGAGUCAAUUUUGCAGUGGCUGGCGCUACUGCACUUGACCCUGAAUUUUUCUAUGCUCAAAACAUUGGAUGGACACUAUGGACCAACAGCUCGCUAAACGUUCAGCUUGGUUGGUUCAAGAAGUUCAAGUCGUCUCUUUGCCACACAAAACACGAUUGUGAAGAGUACUUCAGGAAGACUCUAUUUCUUGUUGGGGAGAUUGGUGGAAACGACUACAACUUUCAGUUCUUAGCUGGUGCAACCAUCGAUCAGAUUCGACCGAUAGUACCACUUGUUGUUGGAGCCAUUGUCAAUGCCACCAGCAUGCUUAUUGAAGAAGGUGCGACAGAGCUCGUGGUGCCUGGGAAUUUCCCCUUGGGUUGCUCUGUGGUAUAUUUGGCUUUGGUUGAGAGCACUAAUCAGUCGGACUAUGAUCCAACAAAUGGGUGUCUCAAAGCUUACAAUUCCUUCAGCGAGUACCACAAUGAGCACCUCAAGCGAGAGCUUCAAGUGCUGCGGGAAAAGUAUCCCAAUGCAAGGAUUAUCUAUGCCGAUUACUACGGAGCAGCUAUACCUUUGUACCUUGCACCAAAACUCUAUGGUUUUUACGGAGGACCACGGAUAGCUUGUUGUGGAGGUGGCGGACCGUACAACUACGACUUAUCAGCUUGGUGUGGUGACCCUGGCUCGACCGCAUGCGAAAACCCUUCGGCUUUCGUGAAUUGGGACGGAAUUCACUUCACCGAGGCUGCUUACCGGUACAUAGCACAGGGUGUGCUCUGUGGUCCCCAUGCAUCUCCACCUCUCAUGCCCUGAUCAACUUCAAACAGCUCAGCUACAUGUUGCGUUGAUAAGCAUUGGACUUUUCACAUUCAGCGUGGUUAAUAUCUAUUACAUCUAUGUACUUAGAUUUCUAUAUUUAGCAAGUCUCACAUGUAAUUCGCAUGAUACAUGAGGAUUCACAUGUAUUGAACAUAAUUCACACGAAUUGUGCGGAUCAUGCAUGUAGUGGAACUGAAGCAUUCAUAAUUCACGAUGAGGCACAUAAGUA